GAAAGAAAGCCCCAACCACCAACCAAUCCGGCGUCGAAGGAAGCUUCUGGGCCACGCCGCCAAAAAAGGGAAGAAAACCAUCCACGCCCGAUGCCUCCGCUCCUCACCUCACCCGCCUCCCUCUCCUGCUCCGCCCCUCUCCACCUCGCCUCUCGCCUCGGCGCCCUCCACCACCACCACCACCGCGCUGCCGCCCACUUCCUCGCGCCGCGCAGGAAGACCCAACCAGCCCCGGCGAUGAGCUGGCUGGGGAAGCUAGGCCUGGGCGGUCUGGGCGGCAGCCCGCGCGCGUCGGAGGCGUCGGCGGCGCUGGCGCAGGGGUCCGACGAGGACCAGCCCGCGCCGGGAAACGAGUUCUCGCAGUUCGGCGCCGGGUGCUUCUGGGGCGUGGAGCUGGCGUUCCAGCGCGUCCCCGGGGUGACCCGCACCGAGGUGGGCUACAGCCAGGGCAACGUCCACGACCCGACCUACGAGGACGUCUGCACUGGCGCCACCAACCACAACGAGGUCGUCCGCGUGCAGUACGACCCCGCCGCCUGCAAGUACGACGACCUCCUCGACGCCUUCUGGGCGCGCCACGACCCCACCACCCUCAAUCGCCAGGGCAAUGAUGUUGGGACCCAGUACAGGUCAGGGAUCUACUACUACACCGCGGAGCAGGAGAGGGCGGCGAGAGAAUCCCUGGAGAAGCAGCAGAAGCUUCUGAACCGCAAGAUCGUCACCGAAAUCCUCCCGGCGAAGAGGUUCUACAGGGCAGAGGAGUACCACCAGCAAUACCUCGAGAAGGGUGGCCGCUUCGGCUUCAGGCAGUCUGCAGAGAAGGGUUGCAACGACCCAAUCCGCUGCUACGGCUGAACUGCAUCACAGUAGUGCCUGAAUAAGGAUCGAUCAGAGCCAAAAUUUACUAGAACUGUUUCCCUAGUUUCGUUUUGUCAUCUCAAUUGAACGGUUGUAAGAGAGGAGCUAUCCAUGGUACUUAGAGAUAAUGGAUGUACAAACCUCGUUACCGGGCUUGGGAGCGUAAUAUAUAUAGUCCAUUUGAGUGCAUAGAAUCAUAAA
This is a messenger RNA of Phragmites australis (common reed), 1059 nucleotides long. RefSeq names its product peptide methionine sulfoxide reductase A4, chloroplastic-like. The transcript has 2 exons. Gene Ontology annotation, biological process: cellular response to oxidative stress. Gene Ontology annotation, molecular function: peptide-methionine (S)-S-oxide reductase activity. The record is from RefSeq and is a predicted model, not a curated record. NCBI's taxonomy places the organism in Eukaryota, Viridiplantae, Streptophyta, Magnoliopsida, Poales, Poaceae. Gene Ontology annotation, cellular component: cytoplasm. Bases 91 to 855 code for a protein of 254 amino acids.